Owenia fusiformis is the source of this 1431-nucleotide messenger RNA. The record is from the annotation of a GenBank genome assembly. Lineage: Eukaryota; Metazoa; Annelida; Polychaeta; Sabellida; Oweniidae.
AAAACGUAUAGCUUCAAUAUUACAUUAAUUAAAUUAGUGACUCGAGGACUAGAGAUACUUCGGCAAUAAACCACUCACUAAUUUUUUUUCGAUUUUCAGCGGUGGGAAAAUAUUUACAUAGGAAAUAGUUCCAGUUCGUUUGACUCUCUUUGAUGGGAGGGCGAUUACAAUAAAAGGAUAAGAAGACAGAUUGAAACUUGACCGAAUACUUGGAAGGCGUGACAGCCCACACAUAGAUACUGACGAAGAAUACGGGUACAUUAAGCAAGGUAUGUGUAUGCAGGACCGAUGUACCUUAACCGCUGUCUUAGGAAUCGUCCUAGCUGUCGGUCUAUGCUCAGCUGACAAGGAUAUAUACGUUAAAAAAGCCCAACAAUUGCUAGAGACGAGAAAUAAUCUUCUCCAUAUAAAGGACCUGGUGGGGGCGUUAGAUGGAGAAUUGGAAAGAAUACAGAAAAAGACCUGUGCCAUAGGAGGUGGUCUGAGUCACCACUGUGCGCUACAGGGCCUCAACGACAAGAUGCAGGUUUACGAUUGGUUGAAAAGUGGGCUCAGUCCUGGCAGAAGAAGACGAUCGAUUGCCGACCUCUUUGCAUCAAGUGAUCAACAUGUUGAAAUGAAAAGGAGGAAAUCCCUAUGCUCUUUGAAACAGACACGUGCUCUGUGUGACAAACUAGAGACAAUUAAGAAAAGUGGUGCAAACUUGAAAUCCCAAAACAAGGAUAUCCUAUCAAUAAUUGAUAUUGAUCCUCUAAUAAGAGCCAUCGAGACCCUUAAAAAUAAAAGAAGUGCACUAAACAUAUUGAGAAGAUUGCUAGAAGAUUUAGACGAAGACCUCAUGCUGGAACAAAAGAGGAACUGCUUGUUUAACCUUGGAGGCCACUGUGCUACUGAAAAGGCUGCUUCUGUUGCUGACCAGUGGCACUAUCUUAACAGUGCCAUUAGUCCUGGAAGGAAGAGAAGGGACACUAAGGAACCAGCAAGAUCUUCCGAGAAGAGUCUACUUAGUGAAAUCGCUGAAGGAUUACAACACUAACUUGAAUGAUGUAUCUCUUUUAGUUAACAUAAUUGAUCGAGACUAAUGGUCGACUGAUACUUUCGUACCUCAUCAUAGGUGUGUCCCAUCAUAGAUGUGCCCCGUCUGAUGUAUUGGAUGCACCCUCUUAGACUCAUCAUUCUGUAAAUGUUUGUCGACAAAGCCAUCGUGUUCACUUUUAAGACCAGUUGCUCGAAAAAGCUACACUACACAAACUGACAUUAAAAAAGGUUUAUUGAUAAUCACAAAUGGAUAUUAUGUUUGCAGAAAUUACUUGCUCAUCAAAUUAGGUGUUCAACCUAUACGUAACUUAAACGUAAUGCACAUAAAAUGACGUAACAAGGAUCGGGCGAUCUUAAUACUAUGGUAUAGCUUAUUUAAACCAAUUAACUUGU